GCAGUGACACUGCUUGUAUUAGUCACUGCUAGUUAACCUGGCCCUGAAAUCUGCUUUACAAACACUUUAUAUUCCCCCCAGCUUCUUGUAUUACGUUAAUUUUGAGUGUGUGAGUGUCGUGCUGACAAACUCUUCCAGAGGGCAACGUGUCCCGCAGAGCUCUUGGAGGAAUUUCCCCCCUGUCCCUCUGUCUGUGCUGCUCAACUCUCAGCCCUGAACUCGAAAUCUGCCUGGCCAAGGAUAAUCUCCAGGGUAUUCUAUAUAAAGAAACUGUAGCGCCAACAGAGUUCACUUCAUUUCGUAAGGGAUUGUGUAGUCAGCCGUGACAAAUCAUCCAGGGAUUUUUUCCCGAGAGAAAACAGCGCCUUCCAGCUUGUAAAGGAAUCUCAUUCUGAUUUGGCACACAGGAAUGACUGCUCUGUUUGUGUUAGCAGGCUUGUUCCACAGGGAUGGCUUCCUUGUCCUGGAGGGGUUCUUCAGCACAGAGGAGUGUGACAGCAUGAGGAGCCAGAUCCAGGGAAUCAUCGAGAGGAUGGAAGUGCCCCCGCACUGCCGCACAGAGUUCUCCACCAGGGAGGAGGAGCAGCUCCAGGCACAGGGUAGCUCGGAUUAUUUCCUAACCAGUGGAGACAAGAUUAGAUUCUUCUUUGAGAAAGGUGUUUUGGACAAGAAAGGGAACUUUCUAAUUCCAAAGGAGAAGUCCAUCAGCAAGAUUGGCCAUGCUCUACAUGCUUAUGAUCCUGUCUUCAAGCAAAUCACCCACUCCUCCAAGGUGCAGGAAUUGGGAAGAAAACUAGGCCUUGAGAGACCAGUAGUUGUGCAAAGCAUGUAUAUCUUCAAGCAACCUGGCAUUGGUGGUGAAGUGACACCUCACCAGGAUGCCACCUUCCUGCACACGGAGCCUCUGGGCAGGAUCCUGGGCUUCUGGAUUGCCCUGGAAGAUGCCACACAGGAGAAUGGCUGCCUGUGGUUCAUCCCUGGCUCUCACACCAAUGGAAUUACCCGGAGGAUGGUUCGUGCACCUUCAGGUGCCUCAACAUGUGUGGAGUUUGUAGGGUCAGAGCCAGCCUAUGAUGACAGUCAGUUCAUCCCUCUGCCCAUAAAGAAAGGUGGACUCAUCCUCAUCCAUGGGGAAGUUGUCCAUAAGAGUGAACUGAACAGCUCGGAGUCCUCUCGCCACGCGUUCACCUUCCACGUGAUGGAGGCCAAGGGCACCAGCUGGAGCAAGGAGAACUGGCUGCAGCCAACUCCUGAACUGCCUUUUCCAUCGCUCUACACUUGAAGGCAGUGACAGGCUUCUGGAGUCAAUAGCUGAUCAAUAUUCCCGAUUGUUCCUUCACGUUCCCCUCAAACACGACCUUCCCUUAUGGCAGCUCUCCAGGUUAUUUCAUCCUCGGAACAAGGACCUUUGUCACAGCCCAACACACCUGCAGGAGACAGAACCUCCUGCUGCAGCAGGAGCAGUAGUGAGAGAGGAGCCACCCAGUCCUUUCAGUAAGGAAACCUCUUCAGUCUUGAGAACAGACCAGUAAAGACCACUGCACCUUGACUGGGACCAGUUAAGAAGUAUUUCUUCUUGCAGAUUCAGUUUAAGAGCUUAAGUGCAUUUCUUGGCUGUGUUGAUCCCAGCAGUGCAGGUGAACAUGUUAUGGGAAGAAGGCUGACUUUCACCCUUAGGUCUCUGCCCUGUUGUUGGAGUAACAGUGAUUUAAAACAGCCCUGUUGUGGGCAAAAUGAAGCAGGAACUCUGCUUUUUAUAAUCAAUCUUCUAAGUAUUCCCAGCAAACUGUGGUUGAGUGCUUGAUCUCUGGGUGUGUUGAUUAAAAAUAUGACAGUUCUUAAAGAUUUAUGUUGAAAUGGUGGGAGCAAAGAACCUCAAUCCAACUCCUUGCACUUAAUAAAAGAAUAGAAAUUCUCCUUUUCA
Neopelma chrysocephalum (saffron-crested tyrant-manakin) is the source of this 1924-nucleotide messenger RNA. It is a transcript of the gene PHYHD1, whose product is annotated as phytanoyl-CoA dioxygenase domain containing 1. The record is from RefSeq and is a predicted model, not a curated record. Bases 410 to 1282 code for a protein of 290 amino acids. The transcript has 11 exons. Lineage: Eukaryota; Metazoa; Chordata; Aves; Passeriformes; Pipridae.